This is a messenger RNA of Solanum stenotomum, 2636 nucleotides long. RefSeq lists its product as uncharacterized. Gene Ontology annotation, molecular function: sphingomyelin phosphodiesterase D activity. Lineage: Eukaryota; Viridiplantae; Streptophyta; Magnoliopsida; Solanales; Solanaceae. The record is from RefSeq and is a predicted model, not a curated record. The transcript is spliced from 4 exons. Bases 71 to 2320 code for a protein of 749 amino acids.
CCCAUCGUUUAAAAACCCCUAAACCCUCAAGUCUCUCUUCACUCAACGCUUCUUACAUUGUCAUGCGAAAAUGAUUUCUCGUGGAUACGCAACGGACACUCAGUCGAAAUCCUCCGAUAUCGCCGCCGCCGUACUCGCCGCCUCGUCGCCGCUGCAGAUCCUCGCUGCGUGCGACGCCGUUGAGUUGUUUCUACACAAGCAUACAGCUGACCAGACCCGAUGGUUCUUCUCCAUCACUUUCCCAACCCUAAUUUGUAAAAUUUUCGGCUUCGAUGAAUCUUCUUCUGCUUCAGUUGCUGUCAAGUCUAUGUCUCCUUCUGGAUGGAUAGAUAUCGCCGCUUUAUCCAAUGAUUCUCAGCUCGCAGGUAGAAUUUUCAGCUUAUUAUCGCCCACUGGUGUGUUGCUAUCUUCUAUUGUGGCUGCGGAUGGGUUGUCUCUGGUUAAAUAUGUAUUUCCUGUAGAAAGGUUACCCGAAUGGGUUCGUUAUAUGCUUCAAAAUGAGAGAGAUUCUUUGGUUUUGUCUGACUUAUGCCCGUUGUUCAAAAAUAGGUUGAAGGAGGACUCAGUUAAGGGUUCUUCAUUUCAGGUUCAGUUGAAUGUGUUUGAAUAUUACAUGUUCUGGUUUGUCUAUUACCCUGUUUGUCGAGGUAACAGUGAGGGCCCUCAAACUGUAAGUGUUAGGAGAAGCAGAAGGUUUAGAUUGGAGAAUUGGGCUUAUUCGAUUCCAGGUUUGUCAAGCACCAAACGUGGGAUGGAGCAGAACAAUGACGGCGAUUUGUAUAUGCGUCUCUUGUAUGCAUAUCUCCGUGCAUAUGUGCCUGUAGCUGAUAUGAAGGCACAUCAACCAUAUAGGAGCUCACUGCUUCACUACUCUUUUUCCUAUGGGACUCCAAUUGUUGAAAAAGCAGAGUUCUUGGUGAACACUCUCAUACAUUUUUGGUUAGUUGAUAAUGAUUUCUCACCAUUGCCUGUGAAUUUGUGCAAAUCGUUUGGUAUGACAUUCCCUUUCCGGUCAGUACUGGGUGAGAUUCCUCCUACUUCAGGAUUAGGUGAAGUAGUAAAUGUGUUUGUCAAAUAUCUGAAUCUAAGUCCGAUCGCAUCAAGUGAUAGAACUGACCAGGUUGACUACACUGAAAGUCCUAAGUGGAAGGUUGGGGGGACAUUCAAUGCUUCUCAGUCAAGAAAUGCUGUUCCCUUUGUGGAUUCUGGUAAUUCUUGGAACUCGUGGAUUCAGAGGCCAUUGUACAGAUUUAUAUUGAGGACAUUCCUGUAUUGUCCAAUGGAAAGUUCUAUUAAGAAUGCAUCUCAGGUGUUCACCUUGUGGGUUAGUUACCUGGAGCCCUGGUCUAUUUCUAUGGAAGAAUUUGCAAAACUUGAUUCAGAUCUGGGGAAGUCUAAUAGAGGGACAUUAAAGGAGGUUACCCCAUCAAUGCCACAUGGUUAUACCUCUUCUUGGCAAGAUUUUGUAUUAGCUAACUACUUAUACUACAGCUCUUUGGUCAUGCAUUUUAUUGGUUUUGCCCACAAGUUUCUUCACACAGAUCCAGAAGUGAUAGUCAAGAUGGUUUCAAAGGUCUGUUCCAUUUUCAAAUCUUUCCUUUUGUUGGUUACUAUUGUAGAGAGGCUUCUGGUGCAUAUCACUUGGGUGUUUGUUGCAAUAAUGAGCGAUUUACGACUCUUCAGUGAUGGUGAAGAUGGUGGACAAAAGUUGCUUCAGCUGUUUGUAUUGCGAGCAGAAUCUGAACUGCAAUCAAUUGGCGGAGAAAAUCUUUCUCAAAACCUCCAGGGUUUGGAUAGACUGAAAUCCGAGCUGUGCCAGUUAUUUGGUGGCCCUAUUAUGAAUCCCUUGAGUACUCCAGAGACUGUACAAUGUGAGUACAUGCGGGAUGAAAUCUUUAAGCCCAGGAGUUUUGCAAAUAGAGCAAUGGUCGAUAUUAAAUACAAGGGUGAUUGGAUGAAGCGGCCCAUCUCAGACGAUGAAAUUGGGUGGCUGGCAAAGGUGCUUGUAAAGUUAUCAGGCUGGUUAAACGAGAGUCUUGGGUUGGGUCAAGUCGAGAGCAGCCAAGAGAGUCCUUCUUGGUCAUAUGUUGACGUGUCCAGUGAUGCAAGGAGUGUGUGCGGACCCAUGGAAGUGAUUAAAGUUGUGUUGUGCUCUUUCAUUUCCUGGCUUCUUAUGUUACGUGGAGCUGGUGUGAGGUUCAUGAGAGAGCAUGGUGUCAGGGUGAAUCUCAGGGUCUUAGCAUCAAAGAAGGUGGUAGUGGUGUUGCUUGUCAUUGCUGCUUUCAGUCUACUCAGGAGAGCUUUUUUCGGAGUUGGGUAAUGUUUACAUGGGAGAUCAAGCAACAUAUCAGAAUGAACUCCUCAAAUAUAGGUCUAGGACUGAACCAAAAAAGAACAGAAAUACUCGGAGAGUGUGUGAUAGAGAGAAAGAGAGAAAAAAGAAAGGAAACAAAGAAAAAGCCUGCUUGCAAGGUUUCGUUUUGUUCUGUUUGUAAAUGGACUUAUCUUGUGCAGGAUGGAGAAUUUAUAUAGCAACUUGUUUGUUUGUAGCCUUCAGUCCUUCCACUUGUUUAAAUAUUGUUCUUUCUCCUAGCUGAAGCAGUAAGCUUUCUUGUGCCUUGUGAAGUAAAGUGCAC